Molecule: messenger RNA, 1316 nt
Organism: Athalia rosae (coleseed sawfly)
Lineage: Eukaryota; Metazoa; Arthropoda; Insecta; Hymenoptera; Athaliidae
Product: ribosome biogenesis regulatory protein homolog
Exons: 5
Coding region: 228-1256 (342 amino acids)
Biological process (GO): endonucleolytic cleavage in ITS1 to separate SSU-rRNA from 5.8S rRNA and LSU-rRNA from tricistronic rRNA transcript (SSU-rRNA, 5.8S rRNA, LSU-rRNA); ribosome biogenesis; ribosomal large subunit export from nucleus
Cellular component (GO): nucleolus; preribosome, large subunit precursor; nucleus
Molecular function (GO): protein binding
Source: RefSeq, a predicted model, not a curated record
AGAUGUGUAGAUUAUGACUUCUAAAUAACUUCUGGUUUUGCAGCACAUGGCAGCAGUUCUUCUUGACAGUCUCUAGUUAGCGUUGUAAAGUAGCGUUAUCUGGCAGAAUAUUGGAGUACCAAGAUUGGUUCUCCUCGUUCUGCUGUUUAUCUAACCUCAGAAACUAGAUUGACGUGUGAACGAAACCACGUGUAGCUUAAAAACUUUAAAUUCAUUCAUCAAUUCCGAUGGAUAUAGUAUCGCAGGUGCUUGAAAAAGCCACUAAUCAAGACCGGCUGAAAAGUACAGAAGUUCAAAAACACCUGGACGUCGAAAUCGAUGAAGGAUCUCUCCUCGUCGUUGAUUACAAUUCAUUGGAUCAACAACAAGUCAAAAACAACCAUGAGGAUUACAUCCGUCAGUUGACAAGGGACAAUGUUCAGCUAUUAAUUAACAAGGUAUGGGUACUUCCAACAAAACGAAUCGAGGAAGCCAUCGUAGCUACACUUCCAACACCAAAAUUUGUACUACCAAGAGCUCAGAGGAUCCCUAAGCCAAAACCCCUAACAAAAUGGCAGCAGUUUGCAAAGGAGAAAGGAAUUAAGAGCAACAAAAACCGAAAGCCUAAGCUCAACUGGGAUGAACAACUGCAGAAAUGGAUUCCCAACUAUGGCUACAAACGGACUGAGGCUGAAAAGGAAAAGAAUUGGCUGGUGGAGGUGAGCGACCACGCAGAUCCGACAAUUGAUCACUUAGCAGCCAAGCGGUCUGAAAAAGUUGAGAAGCAGGGGAAAAACGAAUUGCAGAGAUUGCGUAAUUUAGCAAGAGCAAAGAAUAUCAAAGUUCCCAGAUGUGGAAUACCGAACUCAGAUUAUUAUUACGAUACACGUCAAAUAGCUACUGCAGUAACCGUUGCAAGAUCAUCAACUGCUUCUGUAGGAAAAUUUCAAAGCAGACUCCCAAAGGAAAAAGAUGCUCGAAAUGUCAAGGACAUGGUACCAGGAUCCAAGAAAAAUAAGCAACCGAGUUUCAAGCCUGGAGAAGAAACAAAAAGAAACCUUGCAUUUGUUGAAAAAAUUCUGUCGAAAAGACCAGCUAGCGUUUUGGCAUCGCCAAAUGUAACCACAGAAGUUCAGAGCCGAGAGAGUGAAGGUGAAUCAAGGCAAAGGAAAAAGACCAAACUAGGUAAAAAGGGAUUUAAAAAGCCGAAGAGCGGAAAAGGAAAAAGAGAUCCUCACACGAAGGUAGGUGGCAGAAAACGUCGUGGAAGAAACUAAAAUCUAUGAAUUCAUAACUUGUAACUUCGCAAUGAAUAACAUUUAUUAUCUGUCAAUGAA